Molecule: messenger RNA, 1791 nt
Organism: Symbiodinium sp. CCMP2592
Lineage: Eukaryota; Dinophyceae; Suessiales; Symbiodiniaceae
Source: the annotation of a GenBank genome assembly
AUGGCCGCAUCCUCUUCGGUGGACGGCCCCUGCGGGACAGGAGAGGCGCUGACGAUUGCCUUGAUCGAGGAAGUAUCUGCAAAUCUGGAACUGCAGACACGGUUAGCAAGACUGCAAAAGACUGGAGGAGAAGGCAACAAUGCCGAGAAGCGACGGUUGGACGUGGAGUCCUUGAGUUCGGAGGACGAGGUUCCAGUGAGCACGCUGGAGGAAACGAAAGCGGAUGUGAUCGCGGAGGUGUCCCAUUUCACGAAGUACAUCUCUUCUGGUUUGGGCUCGGAUUUGUCCGGCUUGCCAGUGCGGUUCCUGCCGCCUGGAAACGUGAGCGAGCUCUACGUGGAUUUCUGUUCUAGUUUUACAGACCAAGCCCGCGUUCCUUCCUUCGCAUGUUUCGGGAAGGCCUUCACAGACAUCAGCCACAUUCUGAAGUUCCGGCCGAAAGGCGAAUUUACGGAAUGCGACGUAUGUGAGGCCUUGAAGGCGAAGAUCAAAGAUGCACAGCAGAGAGACAUGGCAUCCUUGGUCAGUGCAACCCACGAACUGCGACUGCACUACCACAACGUGGGCGUCUCUCGAGAUCUGGAAGAAGCGUUGCGGCUGCUGCCACCAGAUGGCCCCAAGGCCAUGUUGGUCAUGAUGACCGACGGCAUGGACCAGGCGCACUGGUCGGUGCCCCGUUUGCCAGGGUGGAAAGCUGGGAAGCAGUUCAGCACAUUGCACCGUCCACGCUGCAUCGUGCAAGGUUGUUGGGUCUUUCACUACGGCCUGCAUUUCAUAGUGGCAGACAAGACACAACCGCAUGAUAGCAACUUUGUAGUGGAGACAGUGGCAAGGGCAUUGGAGCAUGUCCAUCGCACUGCUGUGCGGUUGGGUCGACCAUUGCCUCGGGAGUUUGUGUUAUGGACAGAUAACACAACCCGCGAAAAUAAAAACAAUACGCUGUUGGCGUUCAUGUCUCUAUUGAUCCACAGAGGAGUCUUCUCGCUGUCGUGUGUGUCCUGUCAUAUAGAGGGGCAUACACAUAACAUCCUGGAUCAACUCUUUGGAAUCAUUGCCAGAAGUUUCCAGUAUGUGGACAAACUUGAAGACAUCUGGGCAGUGAUCGAUGAGCUGCGUCGCAUAUUGAAGAAGCCCAGCUUGCGGCAGUUCCUGGGUGGCGCGGAAGUGGACGUGACAGUCGAAUGCAUGGAGGGAUGCCGGCAUUGGGCCAAGUAUCUCGAGGAGUUACAGGUCCGACUGGACGGCGGCCUGCUAAGUGUUGGGGAGACGCCCUCCAACCACAUGUUCCUCUGGAUGCAUCGCAAAGAUUUGCCGGCACCCGUGGCCAGGCGCGUCCUCCCACUGGCGCGUGCAAGGCGGAACCAGCCGGACCCUUUUGUUGCACAUCCUCUGGACGUUGUCUUGCUGCAGAAGCAGUAUGUUUGGGAGACUGACCUGAAAUGCGACCCACAGGUCGUGCUGCCUCAUGUGCUGGGUUUGCGGUUCCACACUGCCCAAGGAUACGUACCUCGUUUGUUGAGGCCUCCGAACCGCCCAGAUGCUGAGGGCUGGCUGUUGUGCGCAAAAGCCUUGCUGCAGAUGUAUCCUUCGGGUAACAUGGUCAGGACGGUUAAAUACUUGCAAGAGUUGGCAGCUGGCCAGCGCGGCCAGUCAACCGAUUUCCCAGACUUGCCAUGGUUCGAGUCCUGCCGUGGCCGGACCGAUGUCGAAGCUGCACUUGCCUGCCAGCCCGAACAUCUCAACAGCUUGGUUCCAAGCCUGGCCACCAGGGCAGUUUACAGAGGGCCGUGA